GUCCAUGCCGUGUCCUCCCAAUGCCUUCGGCUUCGCUUGGAGUGACGACGGCGCCCUGUUAGCCUCUGUCUGCGACGAGGGCGUCCGGGUCUACGAUGCGGAGAAGCGCUACAAGGUGGUGAACGAGUUGGAGAAGGUGGCGCCGGAUGUGCAGGGCAGAGCCGGUGGUGUGCGCAGUUUGUACUUCUCUCCACUGAAGACAUAUCUGGUGACCUAUGAGAAGUGGGACCCGCAGUAUCCGGAGAAUGUCCACGUAUGGGCACUGAAAGGGAAGCGCGCGGGUGAGCGCAUCCGUUCAUGCACUUUGAAGGGUUACACCAGCGGAGCGUUGCCUGUGCAGUUAAUCACCUGGACCUGCGACGAGUCGCUCUGUCUGGAGCUGUUGCCCGGCGUGGGCGUGGUGGUCCAUGAUGGGGAUCUUAUGGACCCGACCGACCCAGAGGAUGACGAGAGGGUCAUUCCAGAACCCAACGUGGCCAACUUCCUCAUCGCUCCGAGACCACAGAAGGACGGCCAGCCGUGGGUGGCCGUCUAUGUGCCUCAAUCCAGCAUGGUGGCGCGCGUGUCGCUGUACCAUCUCAGCAAACCCUCCAAGAUCGUCAUGGAGCUCAACCUGCCCAACAAGGUGAAAGAUUGCCAGAUGCUGUGGAACUUUGAUGGUUCCGCUCUUUUGGCCAACGCCAUGAGCGACGUGGAUGAGACGGGUAACUCCUACUUUGGAAGCACCUAUCUCUACUGGUUGAAGCCCGAAGAUCGGAAGAAAUUGGAAGUCUGCGGAGUUGACAAAGGCUUAGUGCAGGACUUGGCGUGGUCACCUUGCAGCAAUGAGUUCAUGGUCAUCGUGGGCAUGUUGCCGGCGGAGGUGAACCUCUACAACGGCACCACAGGCAAAUUGGAGAAGAGUCUGGGGAAGUCGAAGAGAAACACCUUGAAAUGGAAUCCCUUCGGCCGCUUUGCGGCGGUGGCGGGCUUUGGGACUCUGCCGGGAGAUUUGGACUUCUAUGAUCGCAGUAAGGAUGAAACCGUGGCGUCGUUGCGAGCCGCGCUGACGGUGGACUGCUCCUGGUUCGCCGAUGGAAGGCACUUUAUGGCGGCCACCGUGGCGCCACGCAUGAACGAGGGGAACCAGAUCACCGUGUACAAGUACACUGGUGAUCCUGUCCUUAAGAUGGAGUUUAAGCCGGACUUCAUCGAGGGACGACAUGAAGACACCGGAGCGGGAGCCAGGACUAAGACGCAGGCGCUCUUGUUUGCUGCGCGUUGGCGACCCGACGGUGGAGAAAAACACCAGGACAGGGCGGCGAGCCCCCCGAGAACCGGAGAGAAGCGCGUGAAAGGCCUUCCGGUGGCCGCUGCACCGGGCACCGGCUACACGCCUCAAGCCAAUGCCUACCGACCCAGGAACGCGGACAGCGGGGCAGUGAACACCGUGGCUGCCAUGAUGCGUGGGGAGGUGGCGAUUCCUGAGGGCGCUCCACGGGAACGCACCGAACCCUGGGAGGUGAAACCUGUGGCAGCUCCUCUAGAGGCCCAUGAGGUCCGAAAGAUGGAAAAGGAGGCUAUACCCAAUCGAAUCAAAGCCGAGGCCAAAAAGUUGGCUGAGCAGAAAGAGAAGGAAGCCAAAGAAAAGCAUCAGCAAGCACUUAGGGAGCUGGUGCAAGAUGAAAAGGACGCCAAGAAGAGGAAUUCAUCAUUUGUACCGUUACCACGACUGCCCUAUUUGGAGUCGUUUUUUUUGCAGUUUAUCUUCACGCUCAUGCCCGGGGCCGGGGUUGAAUUUGGUGGAGUGAUUGUGUCUUUGCGGGCAGGUUCGCAGACCGCGCUGCAGCUGUACUGCACCAUGGUGUCCUUGUUUGCGUCAAACACCUUCUCAUCUCAUUUUGUUUUUCUCGAUUUUCCUGGUUCGCAGUCCUUGCAGCAGCUGUGCUGCAUCAUGGUUUCCUUGUUUGCAUCAAAGUUGCAGUGCCAUGUUGAAUGUGCCUAUUUGCAACUGUUCAGGAACUCAAAGAGAUUUUGCAGCGAUGAUAUGAUUCCUGGACGCGCGAGGCGAAGUUUAGCGGAUCCGGCAGUACCUAUGUCGUUAGCACCCUGUAUGGAGAUUUGGCACCUCUUUGGAUGCACGAGGGAGAGGCUUUGGCAGCACCUCGACGGCAGCCUUCGGGUACUGCCGGGCUUCUUUGAAGCCAUGCCCGUGCCACCUCUGAUCGAUAAUGGAGGGAGAAGUGCCUGUGGAAGUGGGGCGGUGGCACUUCGCACCACCUCGGCGACAUGCUGGACGGGUGGUUUGAGCACAGCACUCGGCAUUGUGAAUGUUCAGGGCAACCCUUAUGCAUUUGCAGCUGUCACGGAGGACGGAGGCGGGGACAGCUCCGCAGUGCAAUCUGCGAUUACAUGGCCGGAUGCGCCAGAGGAAGCUUCUUUGUCCAAAAGUUGCGUGGUUGGGAUGGUGAGAGAUGCAAGGGAAGCUGAAGGAAGCAACCGCCUCUGGGAUUCCUUGUGGCCAACUGCAGAAGAUGAGGGACCCGCUGCCAAGCGCCAGAAGCUCACACAGCCGCCUUGGAAAAGCAAGAAGCGGAAGCGCCGUUCUGACGCUGGGAACACCGGCAGUCCGGCUCAAGUUUCCUUCACAGCAUCCAAGCGUCGCCGGCUGCUUCUUCGCAGCCCUUUGCAAAAGCCGAAGUUGGCUAAAGCACCAGCAUCAGAAGCCUUGCAGGACGUUGGAGCUGCUGACAACACUGAUGGCAAAGUCACACAGUUGCAGCCCAGAGGAGGUCUCUUUGCUUUCCGGGACGAUCAGCCAGUGUUCAUUCUGAGUGUACGGACAAGCAGAAAAAUUCCUUUGGCUGAUGUGGUUCCAUUGAAGCAGGCAACUUUUCAAGGACGAACCGUCCUCAAAGCCAAAUACACAGAGACCCGCACAUGCAGAUGGAGUGAGCUCAAAGAUGUCGGCUUACAUUUCCAGAUUGCCAACUGUGCGAAUGAUCGCCGUGGAGCGAGCUUGCCGUUCCAGAAGCAACCGGGGGAAACACAAGGAGAUCAAGGCAGAGCUUUGCGCGAGAAUGCAGCUUUGGCAGCUCGCUGGCAGGCUGGCAAUGCAGAGCUAGGUUUGGCCACUUCAUGCACAGUUGAUCACUCGGUGCGAUCCGUUGUGCCAGUGCGUUUGCGGGCGCACCUGGCCGAACGAGCUGCUUCAGGUAUUACCCAUCACGCGGCCCCACGCGCAGAUGAGAGCCGUUCCUUUUGGAUUCCGCGGUCUGGAGAUGGCAGCGGCCGGGCAGAUGUGCAGCGGAUUCGCUUGCUCUACAAGCGUGAUUUACACGGAGAUGAUGGGCUCGUUAUAGUUUCCUGUGACGAGGAGGAUGUCAUCUCCCCGCAGCAUGCUCCACCAAACGUAUGUAGACGCUGGCGUUCAGGUGCAUUAGGGCCCAUUGCGGGUGUUGAAGUUGACCUUGCAUUGCCGCGGGCGCUGGAUGAGCAAAAUGUUCGUCUCUUGCUUGUCUAUACUGGCACCUGUACAGUCAAGUUGAUCAAGAACGUCCGCCUGAAAAUUUGCCGCCUGUGGGUCUCAAUGGCACGGACGAUAUUGUGCUCUCAAUCGCAAGAAACUUCCAGAAAGCAGUCCUUUUGUACACUAGGCCAAGCAGUUUUUGAUCAUGUCGCGAGGUUAAAAAAAUUCGCUGCGCGCUACAGAAGUGUUGAAACUGAGAGAUGUGGAGGGCAUGUGAACAUUUUCACAUUGUUCCGGCUGUCCACGCAGCGCAGUAUGCAUGAGAGCCAGUUUGGUUGCAUGGAGUCGAUAUCACGCUUGGGACUGCAAAGGCAAAUCCGACAAAUAUGA
Molecule: messenger RNA, 3838 nt
Organism: Cladocopium goreaui
Lineage: Eukaryota; Dinophyceae; Suessiales; Symbiodiniaceae
Source: the annotation of a GenBank genome assembly